Messenger RNA from Clupea harengus (Atlantic herring), 1020 nucleotides. RefSeq names its product adhesion G protein-coupled receptor B2-like (gene adgrb2). Lineage: Eukaryota; Metazoa; Chordata; Actinopteri; Clupeiformes; Clupeidae. Gene Ontology annotation, molecular function: G protein-coupled receptor activity. Gene Ontology annotation, biological process: G protein-coupled receptor signaling pathway; negative regulation of angiogenesis; cell surface receptor signaling pathway. The transcript has 4 exons. Bases 39 to 377 code for a protein of 112 amino acids. The record is from RefSeq and is a predicted model, not a curated record. Gene Ontology annotation, cellular component: plasma membrane.
AAAGAGUACGGUACUCUGAGCUGGACUUUGAGAAAGUGAUGCACACUCGCAAAAGACACUCUGAGCUCUACCAUGAACUCAACCACUCUUCCAAGUUCCACACCAUAGACAGGUAUAGCAGGGACCCAGCCAUGUCCACAUUCAAGAGGGAAAAGCGUUGGAGCAUUUCUUCUGCCGGAGGUGAAAAGAACUCCUCGAGUGAGAAGUCCACAGCAGACGACCAGCACUCCUGGGACAGCUUCAAGAGCAUGACACCUGACCCCAUGGGUCUCCUUGGCGACCAAUCCGACCGCCUGGAGCUCCACAACAAGAUUUGGGACGCCCCCUCUGCCAACACCCCCGAAGCGUCCGAGGGGGACUUUCAGACUGAAGUGUGACAUGAACUGAAAACACACAUUUUCACACACACACACACACACACACACACACACACACACACACACACACAAAUCCGUACAGGAAAAAACAACAACACUUGAUAUAUAUAUAUAUACUCUUUACAAAGGCAGACCUCUGACCUUCCCGAAGAGAAUCAAACUCCUGUUGACACUUCAUUUCUGUGUUCUCAAAGCGAAGACUUUCUUGUAUAUGCCAGAGGGAUUAAUGGACCUGGACAAAAAAAAAAAGAAAAAAAACGAGAAGAGAGGAUGGUUCUACUCUAUAUUUUCACACGAACACUUUAAAAUUGAGAUGAGGAGAGGCUGGGGGAGGAUAGAAUGGGGGUGGGAGGGGAUUUUUAAGAAAAAAAAACAAAACAAAAAACUGUUUCUGAAAUGUCUUGAUUUUACUCCAGAAAAAAAGGAUCCUCUUUCACGUGUUUGAUGAUUUGAAACAAAAAGAGACAAAAAAAAAUAAGAAGAAUAUUUCUGCACCAUUCUUUUUAUAGAGAAAAAAGAUAUUGUACUGAUGUUUGGCUCUCUGUAUCUCCCCUCUUCUCUCGCUCCCUCCCCCUGGGGACCCGUCUCCUGUUCACUCCCCUCCUCCUCCUGAAGGAUAACCCAAAACUAUUUUUAAGGGGGG